GGAAGGCACCCAGCAAGGACUGGGCAGGGCAGGGAGUCAGCAGGCGAGCAAGGGGCGUGCUGGGUCUUCAGCCUUUUUUCCACCACUGCCGUCCAGGAGGAUGGAGGCCCUCAAUGAGUCUGCCCAGUUCAACUUCUCCCUGCCACACAACUUCGGCAAGCGGCCCACCGACUGGGCGCUGAGCGUCAUCCUGGUGAUCAUGCUGUUAACCAUCAUGCUCUCGCUGGGCUGCACCAUGGAGUUCAGCAAGAUCAAGGUGCACUUCUGGAAGCCUAAGGGGCUGGCCAUCGCCCUGGUGGCGCAGUACGGCGUCAUGCCCCUCACUGCCUUUGCACUGGGCAAGGUCUUCCAGCUGAACAACGUCGAGGCACUGGCCAUCCUGAUCUGCGGCUGCUCGCCGGGGGGGAACCUCUCCAACGUCUUCACUCUGGCCAUGAAAGGGGACAUGAACCUCAGCAUCGUGAUGACCACCUGCUCCACCUUCUUUGCCCUGGGCAUGAUGCCCCUCCUCCUGUACAUUUACUCCAGGGGCAUCUAUGAUGGGACCCUGAAGGACAAGGUGCCCUAUGGCGGCAUCAUCAUAUCACUGAUCCUGAUUCUCAUUCCUUGCACCAUAGGCAUCAUCCUCAAAUCCAAACGGCCACAAUACGUACGUUAUGUCACCAAGGGAGGGAUGAUCCUCCUGCUUUUGUGCAGUGUGGCUGUCGUAGUGCUCUCUGUCCUCAAUGUGGGCAAGAGCAUUUUGUUUGUCAUGACACCACACUUGCUGGCCACCUCCUCCCUGAUGCCUUUCAUCGGCUUCCUGCUAGGCUACAUUCUCUCUGCUCUGUUCCGCCUUAACAGACGGUGCAGACGCACCGUCAGCAUGGAGACUGGAUGCCAAAAUAUUCAACUCUGCUCCACCAUCCUCAACGUGACCUUCCCCCCUGAAGUCAUUGGACCACUUUUCUUCUUUCCUCUCCUCUAUAUGAUUUUCCAGCUUGGAGAAGGGCUUCUCCUCAUUGCCAUCUUUCGGUGCUAUGAGAAAAUCAAGCCUUCCAAGCAUAAAACAGAAAUGAUCUACAAAGCUGACACAACUGAAGAAACCAUUCCAACAGCUCUGGGAAAUGGCACCCACAAAGGGGAGGCGUGCCCCCCUUACACAGCCUAG
Messenger RNA from Balaenoptera acutorostrata (minke whale), 1150 nucleotides. RefSeq names its product solute carrier family 10 member 1 (gene SLC10A1). Gene Ontology annotation, cellular component: membrane. Gene Ontology annotation, molecular function: bile acid:sodium symporter activity. Lineage: Eukaryota; Metazoa; Chordata; Mammalia; Artiodactyla; Balaenopteridae. The coding region runs from base 101 to 1150 and encodes 349 amino acids. Gene Ontology annotation, biological process: bile acid and bile salt transport. The record is from RefSeq and is a predicted model, not a curated record. The transcript is spliced from 5 exons.